UUCAAUUUUUUUUUUUAAGUAAUAUUUUAUUUACUACUCUGUGGUCCCUACGACUGAGUUUAAAAGAUUUAUUAACCCCUUUCGUACGCUGAGUUUAAAUGUUUUUCUACGUUCAGUCCCACACUAAACUUGUGACGAAUCAGCGGUUCGGAACAAAACUCCGCCACUCGCUCAUUCGCUCACUCAGGUAACAAGAAGCAAACAGGACACAGCUCCAGCGCGACGCUUCACAACACAACCCGGCUCUUUUUCUCCGGACCUGACUCUUCCUCCUCACUGCCAAACAUUUGGACACUUUGGUGAACAUGUCGGCCAUCCAGGCUUUGGAGCAGUGGUGCAGGUGCGAGUGUGAGGGCUACAGAGAUGUGAGCAUCACCAACAUGACCACGUCCUUCAGGAGUGGACUGGCCUUCUGUGCCCUCAUACACAGACACAGACCUGAUCUCAUAGAUUACGACUCACUUCGCAUGGAGGAUGUGUUUGACAACAACAAGCUGGCCUUUCAGGUGGCAGAAGAGAAGCUGGGAAUCCCGGCUCUGUUGGACGCAGAGGACAUGGUGGCCUUAAGGAUUCCGGACAGGCUCAGCAUCCUCACUUACGUCUCUCAGUACUACAACUACUUCAAAGGACGCACCCCCAUGGGAAGAGUUAAGAGGCCAGCAGAGGGCUCCAAGGAGGCGCCUUCAGAGAAGAAGAAUCUCCCAGUGGCCAUCAAAGCCUCGCUCUCCAAGACCGCCAUCAAGAAUCAGGCCCCUCCUGCUGUCAUCGCCACACGGACGUCGCCGAAGCUGGCGAAGCCUGCAGCUCAGAGGCCAGAAAACAGCAACAAAAAUGGCACCCUCAACAGCAAGUGCGCCGCUUGCAAGAGUCACGUUCAUCUGGUCCAGCGCCACUUUGCGGAGGGCAAACUCUUCCACAGGAGCUGUUUUACAUGCUGUGAGUGCUCAGGCAGCCUCCAUGCAGGAGGCUACAAACCCGGCAAAGAUCCGGGCACUUUUGUUUGCAAAGUCCACCAAGAGAAGAGUACCAAAACGUCCUUCGAGUCUCGUAUCAAGACCAGACCUGGGAUGUUAAAUCUUUCCGUCCAGCUUGAACCACAGCCCUCCUCCCUGCCCAAGCCGGUCCAUGCCGCCCCCCCAACUCACUGCUGGACGGCCUCGGCGCAGAAGACACAAGCAGCCCGGCAGAACUUUUUCCUGGAGGCCUCGAUAGCCAACUGCAGGAAGUCCACGGAGCCGUGGGGAGGACUGACGUUCCCACAAAGGCCAGAUGUCGACUGGGGCAGAGAUGGAAAGAAACUGUCAGAGGAAAACAAUAACAACAAUAACAACAAACAUUUGUUUUCUGUUUGCUCGGCAGAGAGACGCAAAAACCCAGCAGCAAACGUUCUAAGCACCAGCAGCCAAGAAUCUGCAUGUCCUACUGCAGUCAAGUGUGACAACAUAACACAUCCAACAACAGCCGACGGUCCACUCUGUGACACGCAAAUCAAGCCAAAAUGGAUGCAAAUUGAACCAGAACCAAGAGAUAAUGACUCCACCGACAGAGAACAUCGGUUCGUGUCCACGUCUUUCUCCGGCAUCCCCAGCAGCGCAACGAGGCCUCCAACAUCAGCACCACGUCCCCCUCCUGUUACCUUUGCACUAGCUCGCUAUGGACGUCCAGCAGAUCCACCCAGGAGGCACUCGCCUGUCAAAUCCCCGGCAAGAUGGCCAGCUUUGGAAUACACGAGCUCACCAACCUCCCCGGCAAACAUCCCGUCAGGUGCUAAAAAGGGAAAGUAUUUGUCACCCACCGACGCCUCCAGGACUGAAAUGAGGUCACCCUCUCAUGAGUCUUAUCACAUCCCGGCGGAGCAGAUUGAGAGCGAGCUGAGCGACAUCGAGGCGAACGUGGCGCGCUUGGAGAGAGAAGGCGUGGAACUGGAGAAGAAGCUUCGCCGCUGUGAGGAAGAGGGAGAGGGCGACGUGCUGAUGGACCCACUGAUGGCUGACUGGUUCAAACUCAUCCAGAAGAAGCAAAUGUUCAUCAGGAGGGAGUCAGAACUUGUUUACACUGCCAAGACUCAGGAUCUGGAGCAGCGGCAGCUACGUGUUGAGCAGGAACUCCGCACGCUGCUGGAGAAGCCUGACCACGUCAAGACCACAGAGGAGCGAGCGUGGGAGAAGACACUGAUGCGGAGACUGAUGGAGCUCGUGGACGGCAGGAACGCCAUUGUAGAGGUUCUGGAUGACGACCGACUCAGCCAGCGGGCUACUUCCUGGUUCAUGGAGGAAGACAAGAUGAUAGGACUGUACCAUCUUUCUACUCUUGGGUUCAAGAAAAGAAGAUACAGUUCUUUACCAAAAGUCCUCCUCAGACCGUCGAUAAGGAGUCGGACUCCCCCGGUCGUCGUCUUUGCCACUGAUGGAUGUGCUCACACCUCCGAGAGGAAGGCAAGAUGUUGCCAGGCGACAGAGGUCCAAGCGUGUGUCCAAGCUCUACCUACCUGGCUCUUUUCACUGGUCAGGGUUUGGGUUGCAUUGUGGAGGGGAUUUUACAGCUUUCAGACCUGCAUUGCAUUGCGAAUUCCUCCAGCUUCUGCGGCGCCACAGCUGUUCAACUCCGAUGGAAAAACAGCCACAUGGGACUCACUGAGUCUGGGAACACCAAGAAGCAAUAUGCAGAGCAGCGAUGACAGUGGCAGCACCGAGGCUUACCUGUCAGCUUGUACGGCUGAUUGUCUCCGUUCAUCCCGCAGCCAGACGCCAGCAGCGGGUUGGAGCCGCCCACCGACGCCGCGCACGACCCAUUGAGUAAUCCGUCUAUGGAGAAGGGGACGGCGGCUGCAGACUGCAGCUGGUGUCCGGUGGCCAGCUCGUAGACGUGGUGGUGGCUCAGGUGGUACGGGAAGCCCACCAUGCCUCCGCCGCCGAGGGAGCCUCCGAACUGGGCGUGAGGCGGCUCCAGUAUCCGGCUGUCCAUCAUCCCGCUGGCGAGAGAGGAGGGGAACGACGUCUGGAGAGCCGCUAUUUCCUCAUAAAGUCACCUUCUGCCUGCAAAUUGAGACUGGGUAUUGACCAACGACGCCUCAGCUUUGCAGAAUAAAUUCAGAAGAGUGAAAAGGGAAGUGCAAGUGCAGGAGGCUGCCUCGCUGAGCAUGGGGGUGAGUGGGUGCGUGCGUGUGACGGACGGCGAGGGUGGGUUGUGUUGCGGAUAGGAAUCACAGUCAGAUAGCGACAGCGCUGGCUUGGGAGUGUAACACCACCUUCAUCAUCAGCGUCCUCCUCUUCCAGACGUAAAAAAAAAAAAAAAAUGGACAUGGAGCCGAGCGUGCAAGCCAACGCCUCGGACAGCUACCAGCUGAACCCCACCAGCAUCAUCGUGUCGGUGGUGUUUUCGCUCAUCUUCCUGCUGGGCACGGUGGGCAACAGCCUGGUGCUGGCCGUGCUGCUGCGGAGUGGCCAGGUGGG
Dunckerocampus dactyliophorus (ringed pipefish) is the source of this 3452-nucleotide messenger RNA. It is a transcript of the gene micall2a, whose product is annotated as mical-like 2a. The transcript has 23 exons. Lineage: Eukaryota; Metazoa; Chordata; Actinopteri; Syngnathiformes; Syngnathidae. Gene Ontology annotation, molecular function: protein binding. The record is from RefSeq and is a predicted model, not a curated record. Bases 306 to 2795 code for a protein of 829 amino acids.